Gracilinanus agilis (Agile Gracile Mouse Opossum) is the source of this 1192-nucleotide messenger RNA. Its product is annotated as serine protease 42-like. The transcript is spliced from 5 exons. Gene Ontology annotation, molecular function: serine-type endopeptidase activity. Gene Ontology annotation, biological process: proteolysis. NCBI's taxonomy places the organism in Eukaryota, Metazoa, Chordata, Mammalia, Didelphimorphia, Didelphidae. The record is from RefSeq and is a predicted model, not a curated record. Bases 1 to 1083 code for a protein of 360 amino acids.
AUGCCUGAAGGCUCCGUGGUCCCUAGCACUAAGGAGAACUUUGGAGAAGGGACAAUGGGGGCAGCCAUACCAGUUAUGGUUGCUGGGGCUUUGGGGGACCUUCCCUGUGGUCUUCCCUGCCCUAGUGGGGCAAGGCUAUCCUUGCUGCUGCUGAGGGUUAGGGGUCUGCCUCUUACACUUCCCCGAGGAACUCUGCUCUGUCUCCUGCUGCUUCUGCUACUAUUGUUGCCAUGCAGUGAGUCUGUCUUAUCUUGUGGCCAACACCACCCAUUUCGGAAAAUCAUUGGUGGAGAUAUAGCCACAGCAAAGAAGUGGCCCUGGCAGGUGAGCCUUCAAGUAAACCAAGGACACAUGUGUGGAGGAUCCCUCAUAAAUAAGGAAUGGGUAAUCACAGCAGCUCACUGUGUCACUUGGAAUUAUGAUUACACUGUGAAGCUUGGAGAUAUUUCCUAUUUUUCCACUAACUUGAGUACCAUCAUCUCUGUCAAGGACAUCCUCAUCUAUCCCAGUUAUGCAGAAUUAUUUUUCUACAAGAAUGACCUUGCCCUUGUGCAACUAGCAUCUCCUGUGACCUAUAACCAGAUGAUUCAACCUGUCUGCCUCCCUACUGACAGAUUACACUUGAAGAAUGGGACUCGCUGCUGGGUGACAGGAUGGGGCAAGACUAGUACAGAAGAGAGUGUUACAAAAUCAUCUGUGCUCCACGAAGCUGAUCAGUUCAUUAUUGAGAAUGAUCACUGCAACAAACUAUUGAGAAGGCACUUGUUCAUCCCAGAAUUUUUCCCUAUUGUCAACAACAAGAUGAUCUGUGCCUAUCAUCCAGAAGGAAAAGAUGCCUGCCAGGGGGAUUCUGGAGGGCCCCUUGUCUGCCAACUAGGAGAGCACACCUGGGUACAGGUUGGGAUAGUAAGCUGGGGAAUUGGCUGUGGAGAAGAAACUGUUCCAGGCGUGUAUACCCGAGUCAGUAGAUUCUCCAAAUGGAUCAUCAAAUCUAUGAACCUGAAAAACUCCUCCAUUUUGGCUUCUUCCUGUCUCCCACUGAUCUCCAUGUUGCUGCCCUGGUCCAUCCUGAUAAGUCUAUGACACCACCUCCUCACCUCCCUCCAGGCUGGGUCAUCUCACUUUCCCUUCUUCCUCCUUCCCUCAAACCUUCCUCAACUUUUGCUGCUCCCUCCAGCUACUCCCCAUCCUU